Racocetra persica is the source of this 501-nucleotide messenger RNA. Lineage: Eukaryota; Fungi; Glomeromycota; Glomeromycetes; Diversisporales; Gigasporaceae. The record is from the annotation of a GenBank genome assembly.
AUGGCUGAUUGUUAUGUUGAAUACAUAAAAUUAGCCAUUGCAAUUAAUCAAAUACCUCAAGAAAAUAUUUUAAAAAACAAUACUAUAUUUAAUUGUCGAUACAAGGAGUUUGAUGAUGCAUAUUUACUUGGAUAUUUUCUACACCCUGGUUACCAUGGUUUAGGGUUAAAAACAGGAAUAUUUAGACGAAUUUGUGAAAUUGCAGCCAAUUAUUGGAAGGCUUUAGGAAAUGAUGAAUAUUCAUGUACGAAUUUACUAGCUGAUCUUAGAAAAUACAAAUGGAAUGAAGAUCCUUUUGAUAUGGGAUAUAAAAAAGAAAAUUUAACUCAACAAGAGUUAAAAGAUUCAGUGAAUGGUGCUAUAAUUUCUGAUAUUGAUGAACUUUUAUUUUAUUCAAAUGAAGAAAUCUUACCAUUGAAUAAUCAAGAACAUUUACUUUCAAAUAAUCAAGACUAUUCACUGUCGAAUAAUCAAGAACAUUCAUUGUCGAAUGAUCAAUAA